AUGGUAGAGAAUAAGGCCAACAAAUUAGAUUCUAGCUCAUUAGAGGAUAAUGGAUUAGAACGCCAGCAAAGACUCUUAUCGUUUCUCUGGCCAAAGACAGUUCCACCGCUACCAAACGAAGAUGAACGUCUUCUGUAUGGGGAAAAAAGAGCUGGGAUUUUCUCCAAAGCAUUCUUUUGGUGGAUGAUACCCGUGAUGAACCCAGGAUACAUGAGAACAUUACAACCAGAAGACCUAUUUACCUUAACUGAUGAUAUCAGUGUAGAACAAAUGAGCGCACGGUUCAACAAACUAUUCAAGAAGAAGGUCGAUAAAGCGAAGAGAAAACAUAUCAUUCAAAAAUUUAAAAACAGAAAUGAAAAAGUUGAAAUAUCUGACAUAGACCAGUACAAAGACGAUUUGGAGGAUUUCACGCCACCGCAAUUCCUACCUUGGUUUGUAAUCAUCGAAACUUUUAAGUGGGAAUAUUUUGCUGCAGUUAUAUUUUUGGCAUUGAUGUAUGGUACUUCGUCUUGCAUUGCUCUAGUGACAAAGGAACUCAUUAAAUAUGUAGAGUAUAAAGCAGUAGGAGUGGAAUUGGGUAUUGGUAAAGGUUUGGGGUAUGCUUUUGGCACUGUGGGAAUGGUAGUUUUCACCGGCUUUAUGGGUAAUCAUUAUUUUUAUCGUGCUAUGCUUAUCGGGGCCAAAACAAAAGCAGUCUUAAUUAAAAGUAUUCUAGAUAAAUCCUUCAUAUUGAGCCCAAAAUCCAAACUGAAUUUUCCCCAUGCUAAAAUUACCUCUAUGAUGUCUACUGAUACGGCUAGAAUAGAUCUCGGGUUGGGACUACAGCCACUUUUACUCAUCAUCCCCAUCCCAAUUAUUGUCAGUAUUGCGAUAUUGAUAGUUAACAUUGGUGUCUCUGCAUUGACGGGAAUUGCCGUUAUUAUUCUUGUUUUGGUAUUAAUUAUGGGGGUAGGCUACUUCUUGUUCAAAUUCAGAAAAAAGGCAAAUAUAUCCACAGAUCAAAGAAUUUCAAGUAUUCGAGAAGUUUUGUAUAAUUUGAAAAUUAUCAAGUUUUACUCUUGGGAAUCUGCCUACCUCAAAAAAAUAUCUGGAAUUAGAAACGAAGAAACUAAAUGGAUAUUGAGAAUGCAGGUCUUAAGAAAUUUAAUUAUCUCGAUUGCUAUAUCAGUCAACUUGAUAUGUUCCAUGGUUUCGUUCCUUGUUUUGUAUGCAAUUGAUAGUGAUAGACAUGAUCCUGCGUCAAUAUUUUCAUCACUUACUUUAUUUGGAAUUUUAUCUGAACAAGUAAUUAUGUUACCUUUGGCUUUGGCAACCACUACCGAUGCCCACGUAGGACUACAAAGAGUGGGACAAUUUUUAGCUUCUGAAGAGUCAGACCAAACCUAUCGCAAAAUAGAAGCAAGUGGUAAGACUUUAGGAAGAAUGCAAGAAAAUAAUAUUGCUGUUGAGGUUAAUAAUGCCACGUUUAUCUGGGAAACAUUCGAUGUAAGUGACGAAGAUUCGAAAAUUAGUGACGAAAAUUCAGAUGAAUCGAAAAACUCUUCAACUACUAAUUCUACAUCAGAAAGGAAUUUAGAUGAAGAGGACAAAGACAAUGAAACACCAUUUAAAGGAUUAAUAGAUGUGAACUUAACCGUAAAUAAGGGAGAGUUUGUAGUCAUUACAGGAGUUAUUGGAUCUGGAAAGUCAUCCUUGUUGAGUGCUAUAUCUGGGCUAAUGACACGGACAUCUGGGGAAGUUAAUGUAUGUGGAUCUCUUAUAUCUUGUGGUGAACCUUGGAUUCAGAAUGAGACUUUUAAAGAAAACAUCUUAUUCGGUUCUGAUUUCGACCCAGACUUCUAUAAAGAAGUAGUUCAUGCUUGCUCAUUAGAAAGUGAUAUGGAAAUAUUACCGGCAGGAGAUAAAACAGAAAUCGGUGAACGGGGGAUCACUUUAUCGGGAGGUCAAAAAGCAAGACUCAAUUUGGCAAGAGCUGUAUAUACUAACAAAGAUAUAAUAUUACUAGAUGAUGUUUUGUCUGCUGUUGAUGCAAGAGUUGGUAAACAUAUAAUGAACAAUUGCAUUUUAGGGACUCUUAGUUCUAAAACUAGAAUACUUGCUACUCACCAAUUGUCUUUGAUUGGUUCCGCUGAUAAAGUUAUUUUUAUGAAUGGAGAUGGAUCAUUAGAAAUAGGCAAGUUCGAUGAGCUAAUUCAAAACAGUUCAGGCUUUAAAGACCUUAUGUCAUUGAAUGCGCAAGAAGUUGUCAGGGACGUAACAAAUAAUGUAGAAAAUGAUUCAAAGUUUGCUGGAGUUGAAGAUGAAAAACAAUACAUUGAAGAGCAAUUAAUGAGGCGAACUACAACAACUUCGUACAUCGAGGAUGAAAAAUCUGGAAGAAAUGGUGUUAAUUUGGACAGAAUUGAUGAUGGUAAAUUAUUCCUGGCUGAGGAAAGAGCAGUUAAUAGAAUUGAAUUCAAGGUUUACAAGAACUAUGUGAAAUAUGGAUCUGGUAUAUUUUCAAGUUUCUGUAUCAUUUUCCUUUUUCUUCUUUUUACAGUUUUAGCUACAUACUUCGAACUUUUUACCAAUACCUGGCUUUCAUUUUGGACGUCUAAAAAGUUUCCUGGUAGACUGGACAACUUCUAUAUUGGUUUGUAUGUGACGUUUACUUUCUUGGCUUUUAUCUUCCUUACGUUGGAAUUUUUUGUGUUAGCUUAUGUUACUACGAUUGCAUCACGGACGUUAAAUUUAAUGGCAGUAAAGAAAAUUUUGUUUGUACCAAUGUCGUUCAUGGAUACUACCCCUAUGGGACGGAUUUUUAACAGAUUCACGAAGGAUACUGAUGCAUUAGAUAAUGAAAUAGUCGAACAAUUAACUGUAUUGUUCUAUUUCAUCGCAAACAUUACCGGUGUGUUAAUUUUGUGCAUUUGUUAUUUACCUUGGUUCGCUAUUGCAGUUCCUCCAUUAUUAUUUCUCUUUGUUGCAAUAGCAAAUUAUUAUCAAGCUUCGGCAAGAGAAAUUAAAAGACUAGAAGCUGUUCAACGUUCAUUUGUUUAUGAUAAUUUUAAUGAGACUUUAAGUGGAAUGGGUACCAUAGUUGCAUACAAGUCUAAACAUCGGUUUUUGAACAAGAACAGUUUUCUCAUUGACAAAAUGAACGAGGCUUAUUAUUUAACAAUUGCAAACCAGAGAUGGCUCACUAUCAGUUUGGACAUGGUAGGUGCGGUAUUUGUUUUACUUGUUGCCAUGUUGUGUGUUAAUCGUGUAUUUCAUAUUAACUCUUCGUCUGUCGGUUUGUUGAUGUCUUAUAUUUUGCAGAUUGUUGGCCAGCUUUCGUUUCUUCUUAAAACACUUACUCAAGUUGAGAACGAAAUGAAUUCAGUUGAAAGAAUUUGCCAUUAUGCAUUUGAUUUACCAGAGGAAGCUCCAUAUGUGAUCACUGAAAAUUCCCCUCCCCCUUCUUGGCCAGAAAAAGGUCAAAUUUCAUUUAACCAUGCAUCUAUGGCUUAUAGACCCGAAUUACCCUUAGUAUUAAAGGAUUUGGAUGUCAAUAUUAAGCCAAUGGAAAAAAUAGGAGUCUGUGGUAGAACGGGUGCUGGAAAGUCAUCAAUAAUGAUGGCGCUAUACAGACUUGUUGAAUUGAAUAGUGGAUCUGUUGAAAUCGAUGGAAUCGACAUCUCAACUUUAGGUUUGAACAAUCUUAGGUCAAGACUAUCAAUUAUUCCUCAGGAUCCGAUUUUGUUUUCCGGGACCAUUCGAACUAACUUAGAUCCAUUCGAUGAAUAUACUGAUACAGAAUUAUGGGAUGCUUUAAAAAGGUCAGGCCUUAUUGAUGAAUCGAAAAUUAGUUCAGUUCAAAGCCAAGAUCCAAAAUCUGAAGAUUUGAACAAAUUUCACUUAUUCAAGCAAGUUCAGGAAAAUGGAACUAAUUUUUCUUUGGGUGAAAGACAACUCAUUGCAUUUGCAAGAGCACUUGUCAAAAGGACUAAAAUACUCAUUCUUGAUGAGGCUACAAGUUCUGUUGAUUACGAAACAGAUAAUAAGAUUCAAAAAACUAUCUUGAAAGAAUUUGGAACUUGUACCAUUUUAUGCAUUGCUCACAGACUAAAAACAAUAAUUAAUUAUGACCGAAUUUUGGUUCUAGAAAAAGGAGAAGUGAAGGAGUUUGAUACACCUUGGAACUUAUUCAAUACGAAGGACAGCAUUUUUGAACAAAUGUGCAGAAAAUCUAAAAUCACCUCAGACGACUUUACAAUCAAAACCAUCUGA
This is a messenger RNA of Debaryomyces fabryi, 4254 nucleotides long. RefSeq lists its product as uncharacterized. The record is from RefSeq and is a predicted model, not a curated record. Gene Ontology annotation, biological process: transmembrane transport. The transcript has a single exon. Bases 1 to 4254 code for a protein of 1417 amino acids. Gene Ontology annotation, cellular component: plasma membrane. NCBI's taxonomy places the organism in Eukaryota, Fungi, Ascomycota, Pichiomycetes, Serinales, Debaryomycetaceae. Gene Ontology annotation, molecular function: ATP hydrolysis activity; ATP binding; ABC-type xenobiotic transporter activity.